AUGAAGUCCCCAAUUUAUCUUCUCACUGCUCUUCUUCCCCUUACUCUGCCCCUAGUCAAUGCUACUCCAACCGCGGAGCCUGAUGACCUUGAGGUUGAGGGCUCUGUUCUUGAGGAUCGGGAUAAUUGCAGAGUUGAAAGACCAUUCGUCUACCGCAAGUACCCCUGUGACUCGAGUGACAUAACGGGCCGGGCCAACAGAGGCGACAAUGUCAAUUUCCAGUGCCGAUACAGAAACUGGUACAAGACCCCCAAGGGAUGGGUGAAACAGGACGACAAGCCUCGUAGAUGCCUUAUUUUGAUAUUUAAUGGAUUUGUUGAUUUGUUUAUCUAUGAUAUAUUUAAAUUGCUCCCAGAGUCUACUGAGAACCAUUCAAUAUUGGAUUGA
This is a messenger RNA of Aspergillus oryzae RIB40, 387 nucleotides long. RefSeq lists its product as uncharacterized. The record is from RefSeq and is a predicted model, not a curated record. Lineage: Eukaryota; Fungi; Ascomycota; Eurotiomycetes; Eurotiales; Aspergillaceae. The transcript has 5 exons. The coding region runs from base 1 to 387 and encodes 128 amino acids.